CUGCAGCCCCACAUGGAGCACCACUGCCCCAGCGCGCGCCCCCCGCGGCCCCUGAGGGAGGAGAGCGGGAGCGACAGCAGCGAGGAGGGGGACGAGGAGAGCGACGUGGAGAACCUGGCUGGGGAGAUCGUCUACCAGCCCGACGGCUCGGCCUACAUCGUGGAGAGCCUGAGCCAGCUGACCCAGAGCGGGGGCGCCUGCGGCAGCGGCAGCGGGCCUCUCCCCUCGCUCUUUCUGAACUCCCUCCCCGGGGCGGGGGGCAAGCAGGGGGACCCUUCCUGUGCGGCACCCGUCUACCCGCAGAUCAUCAACACUUUCCACAUAGCCUCAUCCUUCGGGAAGUGGUUCGAGGGCCCAGACCCGGCUUUCCCGAAUACCUCAGCCCUGGCGGGGCUCAGCCCCGUCCUGCACAGCUUCCGCGUGUUUGACGUGCGACACAAAAGCAACAAGGAUUACCUGAACAGCGACGGCUCUGCCAAAAGCUCCUGCGUAUCCAAAGAUGUUCCCAACAAUGUGGACCUGUCCAAGUUCGAUGGCUUCGUGCUCUACGGCAAGCGGAAGCCCAUCCUGAUGUGUUUCCUGUGCAAGCUCUCCUUCGGCUACGUCCGCUCCUUCGUGACCCACGCGGUGCACGACCAUCGAAUGACCCUGAGUGAAGACGAGCGGAAGAUUCUUAGCAAUAAGAACAUCUCCGCUAUCAUCCAAGGGAUCGGCAAAGACAAGGAACCCCUUGUAAGUUUCCUGGAACCAAAAAACAAAAACUUUCAGCACCCUUUAGUUUCCACAGCUAACCUCAUAGGUCCCGGACACAGUUUUUAUGGUAAAUUUAGUGGCAUUCGGAUGGAAGGGGAGGAGGCGCUCCCAGCCGGCUCUGCCGCCGGCCCCGAGCAGCCCCCGGCUGGCAUCUUGACCCCCAGCACCCUCUUGAACCUUGGCGGGCUCACCAGCUCGGUCCUGAAGACCCCCAUUACCUCAGUCCCCCUGGGGCCUCUGGCCUCCAGUCCGACCAAAUCCCCGGAGGGCAAGGACCCCGGGGCGGCAGAAGGAGAGAAGCAGGAAGGGGGCGACCCGGACUGCUUCUCCGAGAAGGCAGGGCCAGCCGAGGAGGAGGUGGAGGAGGAAGAGGAGGAGGAAGAGGCGGAAGAGGAGGAGGACGAGGAAGAGGAGGAAGAGGAGGAGGAGGAAGACGAGGGUUGCAAAGAACUCUUUCCCAGUGAGUUGGACGAGGAACUGGAGGACAGGCCCCAUGACGAGUCCGGGGCCGCGGCAGGUAGCAGCAAAAAGGACCUGGCUCUCUCAAACCAAAGCAUUUCUAACUCCCCCUUAAUGCCUAACGUGCUCCAGACACUGUCGAGGGGCGCAGCUUCUACUAGUUCUAAUUCCGCUUCUUCCUUUGUUGUCUUCGAUGGUGCGAACAGGAGGAAUCGUUUAAGCUUUAACAGUGAGGGCGUCAGGGCCAAUGUGGCAGAGGGCGGCAGGAGGCUGGACUUCGCCGACGAAAGUGCCAAUAAAGACAAUGCCACAGCACCAGAACCAAAUGAAAGCCCCGAGGGGGACGACGGGGGCUUCGUCCCCCAUCACCAGCACGCGGGCUCCCUCUGUGAGCUUGGGGUGGGGGAGUGCCCCUCGGGGAGCGGCGUGGAGUGCCCCAAGUGUGACACGGUCCUGGGCUCCUCCCGCUCGCUGGGCGGCCACAUGACCAUGAUGCAUUCUCGUAACUCGUGCAAGACCCUCAAGUGCCCCAAGUGCAACUGGCACUACAAGUACCAGCAGACGCUGGAGGCGCACAUGAAGGAGAAGCACCCGGAGCCGGGGGGCUCCUGCGUCUACUGCAAAAGCGGGCAGCCCCACCCCCGGUUGGCCCGAGGCGAGAGCUACACGUGUGGUUACAAGCCUUUCCGCUGCGAGGUGUGUAACUACUCCACCACGACCAAAGGCAACCUCAGCAUUCACAUGCAGUCCGACAAGCAUCUCAACAACAUGCAGAACCUGCAGAACGGCGGGGGCGAGCAGGUCUUCAGUGUGUGA
This is a messenger RNA of Myotis brandtii (Brandt's bat), 2028 nucleotides long. RefSeq names its product zinc finger homeobox protein 3-like. Gene Ontology annotation, cellular component: nucleus. The record is from RefSeq and is a predicted model, not a curated record. Lineage: Eukaryota; Metazoa; Chordata; Mammalia; Chiroptera; Vespertilionidae. The transcript is spliced from 2 exons. The annotation marks the transcript as partial. Gene Ontology annotation, biological process: brain development; regulation of neuron differentiation; regulation of transcription by RNA polymerase II. Gene Ontology annotation, molecular function: RNA polymerase II cis-regulatory region sequence-specific DNA binding; DNA-binding transcription factor activity, RNA polymerase II-specific.